UCAUCCUGUUUGACCAAUGAAACCAUGGGGGCUCAGUUCUGUUCCCCCGGUGAUGAAGCUGUGCUACAGCUGGUUGCAUCCAGCGACAUUGAUGGCUUGGCUAAGCUGAACCUCAAGAGUUCUGGUACCUACAAUGCGAGCUUACCAGUUGCUCAAGUCGAUCUGGAUGCAAGGAACUUUCAGCCCAUGUCAGCAUUCAACGAGCACUUUGAAGCUCAAGAGCCGACGCUGCAGGACCCCUUCGCUCUCCUUGUGAGACAUAGCAGUGGCUCUGUACAGCGGCUACAAAAGUGUCGAAAGCCUGUUGGCAAAGACUGCCAAGAUAUGCUCAGGGCGCACGUAGCGCGUCUUCAAGCCCAAAGCAGUGAAGGAAUAGCCAGGAUUGUGGAAGUUUAUGAAGACUCCAGAUCGAUUUCAUUGGUCCUGGAGCACUGCAAUGGUGGCACACUGCAGGAUCGAAUCUUGCAGCGGCACUUCUUUGCAGAGCAGGAGUCCGCCAUGCUGGUCAGACACAUGCUUGAGACGGUGCAAGCGCUGCACCGCGUGGGACUGUACCAUGGCCACCUGACCCCGGAUUGCUUCAGGUUUCACAGUGAUCAAGCGCAUGCUCCACUGAAGCUGGUGGAUUUUGGGCUGGAGCUCAAGGCGUGCCUAUGCGAACGGUCUCCAGAUUCUGGUCAUGAGCAAAUUCUGGCCCCAAGCAAGGCGACUGCUCGUGACUGGCCGCGCAGCAGCAGCCCCCACUUGUUUGAGGCGUGUAAAGUGGUCUUCUGCGCGCCCGAAGUCUUCCAGCACAUGAAGGCUGAGACAGAAGGAGCCCCUGCAGACUUCACAUCUUCCUGGAUCCAAAGUGGAACGGAAAAGGACAUGCUAGAUCUUCAGUUGCUUUCACAGGCGAUUGAUGUGCACUUGGAGCAGAAUCAGGAUCUUGGGAUGGACUUCUUGAUCCAAGCAGAUAUUUGGAGUGUCGGAGCGAUAGCAUUUCUUCUCCUUUGUGGGUAUCCACCUUUCUUCGCACCAUGUCGCUCUGCCAUCAUUUCGCGUGUGGAGAAGAUCGAGUUUUCCUUCGAUCCGCCCUUCUGGUCCAAGAUCUCAGAAGAGGCCAAGGAUUUUGUUCAAAGAUGCUUGCGCGGAGCUCCAAGCCAGCGGCUGAAUGUAGAGGAGGCUUUACAGCAUCCUUGGAUCCAUAAGUUGGCUGACACAGCACCUUCGGGACCGAUGCUGCCAUCCUUCGCUCUGAACCUUCGCCGCUUUUACAGGACAUCAAUCAUUGAGGUGCUGGUGGCAAGGAGCUUGGCCAAACAUUUGAGCUACAAAGCCUCUUUGGAGCUCCAGCUUGAGUGCGAACAAGCAGACAAGAUGAAGUGCGGCUUUCUCACCUCAGCUGAUUUGCGCCAGGUGUUGCAAGCAUCUGGCCACUCUGACAUUGUAGAAGCUAUUGGAUCGUGCUUUGCACGGCACUUGAAACACGCAGGGGAGUCGUACCUUGACUACAAUGCCUUGUUUGACUCUGUGCGGCUUCGUCGGGAAGCUCUGUUGGAGGAGGAAAUAUGGCAAGCAUUUGUGAAGCAUGCCACUGAUCAAGAAAUUUCAACUGAUCGGGAAUUCCACCGAUCUGACCUGGAGACAUUUUUCGAGGCCUUUGACCUCAGCAAAGUCUGUGGUCGCGAAGGGGCGCAGGAUGGGAUCCGUAGCUUAUGGGAAGGAGGUGUCAAGUACAAGGAGUGGCGUGAGAUCUUCCAGAGCACCGAGGAAACCUCAUCCACAUAUCCGCACCAUGUGUCUGUUGUGUGGAAGGACUUCGGUUCAUUCAUGAAGGAGUUGCUCCAGCAGCUGCGGUCUUCAGUGAAUCAGUCACUGGCAAAUGCACCGAACAAAGAAUAGCUUUGGGAAGUGCUUUGUACAAAGUACCAAGAUGGUUUGUUAGCUCUUACGAUUGCCAAUGUUGCUCAAAUUCUGCAUCAAAAAGCC
This is a messenger RNA of Durusdinium trenchii, 1971 nucleotides long. The record is from the annotation of a GenBank genome assembly. Lineage: Eukaryota; Dinophyceae; Suessiales; Symbiodiniaceae.